AAAAAAAAAAAAAAAAAAAUGCUCGCGCGCUGUAACCGCCGAAGCAGAUACCACCAGACAUGAGGAAGAAGAAGAAGACGAAAGCCGUUAAUGAUAUCUUCACAGUGACAACUGAAGACCACUCCCUCACUGCCUCACUCACCUCCCGCCACGUGUCUCCCCCGAUCAUUCCGUCUCCUCCACCAGAUAACCCUCCCUGUCCCCCCUCUUCUGUCAUAUUUAUCCAAUUCCAUUCCUCGAACCGAUCAAUAUUCUCGCUUCAUUAGAGAGAAAGAUAUGGAUCACGCGGCGGAGGCGCACAGGACCGAUUUGAUGACCAUAACUCGCUUCGUGCUGAACGAGCAAUCCAAGCACCCGGAGUCGCGCGGUGAUUUCACUAUCCUCCUCAGUCACAUCGUUCUCGGCUGUAAGUUCGUUUGCUCUGCCGUCAACAAGGCUGGUCUUGCUAAGCUCAUUGGACUAGCUGGAGAUACCAAUGUUCAGGGUGAGGAGCAAAAGAAGCUGGACGUGUUGUCAAACGAGGUUUUUAUCAAGGCCUUGAUAAGCAGUGGUCGAACGUGCAUCCUUGUCUCGGAGGAAGAUGAAGAGGCGACAUUUGUUGAGUGCUCCAAGCGUGGAAAGUACUGUGUUGUUUUUGAUCCAUUGGAUGGAUCCUCAAACAUUGACUGCGGGGUUUCCAUUGGAACGAUUUUUGGAAUUUACAUGGUGAAAGAUGACGAACCAACCAUAGAUGAUGUUUUGCAACCUGGGAAGAAUAUGUUGGCAGCUGGCUAUUGCAUGUACGGAAGCUCUUGCAUGUUUGUGCUGAGCACUGGAGGUGGUGUUAAUGGUUUUACCCUGGAUCCAUCUCUUGGAGAGUUCAUUCUGACUCACCCAGAUAUAAAGAUACCAAAGAAAGGAAAGAUCUAUUCAGUAAAUGAAGGAAAUGCAAAGAACUGGGAUGGUCCAACUGCCAAGUAUGUUGAAAAUUGCAAGUUUCCAAAAGAUGGUUCUUCCCCGAAAUCUCUGAGAUAUGUUGGGAGUAUGGUAGCUGAUGUUCACCGCACAUUUCUUUAUGGAGGCAUCUUUUUGUACCCUGCUGAUAAAAAAAGCCCCAACGGGAAAUUGCGUGUUCUCUAUGAAGUCUUUCCCAUGUCAUUCUUGGUGGAACAAGCGGGAGGUCAGGCAUUCACUGGCAAGGAACGGGCUCUUGACUUGGUUCCCAAGAAGAUACAUGAGCGGUCUCCUAUAUUUCUUGGCAGCUACGAUGACGUGGAGGAAAUCAAGGCACUUUAUGCUGCAGAAGAGAGAAAAUAAUAGAUAGUAAACUUUUUAUUCCUGUUCUUCUGUGCUCUUUACAUUGUCUUACUACAUGUCUACAUCUCCAUCUCUAAUAAUUUCUUCAUAGUGUAGAAGCCUUUUUGCAUUUUAUUUUGUAAUGAAACGAUAUAAUUGUUGAUCGAUUUGCGAAAUAUAAUUCAUAUAUUUGACAUCA
Molecule: messenger RNA, 1474 nt
Organism: Carica papaya (papaya)
Lineage: Eukaryota; Viridiplantae; Streptophyta; Magnoliopsida; Brassicales; Caricaceae
Gene: FBP
Product: Inositol monophosphatase family protein
Biological process (GO): fructose 1,6-bisphosphate metabolic process; fructose 6-phosphate metabolic process; gluconeogenesis
Cellular component (GO): cytosol; cytoplasm
Molecular function (GO): fructose 1,6-bisphosphate 1-phosphatase activity
Source: RefSeq, a predicted model, not a curated record